Camelina sativa (false flax) is the source of this 888-nucleotide messenger RNA. The record is from RefSeq and is a predicted model, not a curated record. Lineage: Eukaryota; Viridiplantae; Streptophyta; Magnoliopsida; Brassicales; Brassicaceae.
UUUUUGAUUUAUACUGGAUUUUUGGUGUCUGCGGAGUAUCUUUUCCAACUGUGGGGCAUGCAAGCUCAGAUGUUCCCUGGGCAAAAAUAUGCUGAGUUGUCUUUCUACUUGGGUCUUCGAGUAUAUGAACCUGGAUUUUGGGGUAUAGAAUCAGGUCUACGAGGCAAGGUGCUGGUCGUUGCUGCCUGCACUCUGCAGUAUAAUGUAUUUCGUUGGCUAGAAAGAACACCUGGUUUAAAUAUCAUCAAAGGAAAAUAUGAAGAGCCGUGUCCACUAUUUGUCUCUGCAGAAGACACUACUGCAAGUGUUUCCAGUUCUAAUGGUGAAAAUCCAUCGUCGACUGAUCAUGCUUCUAAAUCAAUGAAACAAGGCGAGGCAACGAGUAACUCAUGGCCUUUCUUCUCUCCCCGUGAUAGUCAGGCAGCUGAUUUUUUGCACCCCAAAACUGGAGGCUCUGAAAGUGGCAGUACUAGGAGAUUUUCAUUUGGUCACUUUUGGGGAAGCAUCAAAGAGAGUCACAGGUGGAAUAGGAGGAGGAUUCUUGCAUUGAAGAAGGAGAGGUUUGAAACACAGAAGAAUCUGUUGAAAAUUUACUUGAAGUUUUGGAUAGAGAAUAUGUUUAAUCUCUAUGGCCUUGAGAUAAACAUGAUUGCACUGCUUCUUGCGAGUUUUGCUUUGCUGAAUGCCAUCUCCAUGGUAUAUAUUGCACUGCUUGCUGCAUGUGUCCUCUUGAGAAGACGCCUAAUUCAGAAACUAUGGCCUGUCGUUGUUUUUCUGUUUGCAUCAAUUCUCGCAAUUGAGUACGUUGCCACAUGGAAUAGCUUUUUGCCUUCAGAUCAGGCCCCAAUUGAAACUAGUGUGCAUUGCCAUGACUGCUGGAGUAUUGCA